Molecule: messenger RNA, 1461 nt
Organism: Fusarium poae
Lineage: Eukaryota; Fungi; Ascomycota; Sordariomycetes; Hypocreales; Nectriaceae
Exons: 2
Coding region: 1-1461 (486 amino acids)
Source: RefSeq, a predicted model, not a curated record
AUGGCUGUUUUAAACAAUGAAUGGCCAAGUUGGCUGAGAAAUACCAAUGACACAGCCCGGGUAUGGGUUCGCGACAGAUUCUUGAUACCGCUAUAUCAGAAGAUCAAGGAGCACGAUGCAGCAUACACUCCUGCUACAUUGUUGUCAUCUACUGAUCGAAUCAAAAUCACAGCACUUCGUCACUACAAGCAAACUGUCAUGCCGAGCCACGAAACUGCUCGCGUCGACAUUCGUCUUGAUUUUCCCAACAAUCAAACUCCGCCUCUAGAUCUUAGCAUCGUCUUUGAACGUACAGCUGGAGAUGCGGCGACGGACAAGAGAAGUGUAUUGAUACCACUAGGCCUUAAACCUCCAGCUUUGGAUAAGGCUGUUUUCUACAAUCCAAUCGAGGCUGAUGAACAACUGUUGAGCGAGAACGCUGUUGAGCUCAGCCACUCUACUUCGGAUGUUAGCGGCCAGUACUUUAACCUUCUGUUCCUUGCCUUUGUUUUACAGACACUGAGCUCCCGCAAUCCCAAAUAUGACUUAUACACGACUAUGUGCUACUGGUACGCUGGUUCAACUCUCGACUGUCUACGUCUUGCUUUGAACAAGUCUCAGCAAGAAGCCGAGUCGCACAUUACAGGAGGCGAUGCUCGCGAGAACAGCGACCAUCUAGGUCGUGCGACAUUUGCAGAAUUCUGGUGGUUCAAGUCCCCAAGUUUUUAUAAAAGUCAAGUUCCUGAUACGUUCCACGCUUUAACUCUGGAGAAACCUGAAGUGGAAACACCCACAGAAGAGUUCAUGGGAGUGGUGGAGGAAGCAGAAACAAAAACGAACACGUUCAGGGCUAGCCUCAUUUUCGGUGACGAGGAUUUAACUCAGCCAGAUAAUCGAAAAGAGUUUCUGAGACGACACUUGGUUGUGGACGUUCCAAUUGAAAUAGGGAAAAGAGGAGACGGCUACAGGUUGACUCCAAAGCCUUCGCCUGGUUUUCUGUUGAUGGAUGAGCAAGCUGUGGGCAGCGAAAACGCCAAUGCAGGAAUGCUGACUGAGGCCCGAGAGUUGUUUUACAAAGAAAACCGAUUCUUAGUUACUCUGAAAGCUCUCGAUGCGUUUUGGAAUGGGAGAUAUCAGAAGUAUGAGUUGGGGGGCCUGGUCAGGUCAUCAAUUCGACACAUCACCAUCGCUAUUUCUACGGAUGAUGACCCGGAGUUGUACUCGACUAUGGACAUCCUACGAUCUUUGGAUCCUAGUACCAAAGUCAGAAUUGUUCUGAUAGGGGUUGACGAACGAGGGGAGAGCGAAGAGUCAGGGGAAAUUAAGGAAUCGGGAGAAAGUGCCAUGUCUCGAGUUUGUGAACAAAUCGCGCCCUUGAUGGCUACUUUGUUUACACGAUUCACGGACUUUAAGGUGCACAAGCAGCUGUUACCGGAGGAUGCUGAUAACAAUGUGGUUACAAAGAUUUUUGAAUCUCUUUAA